Loa loa (African eye worm) is the source of this 1477-nucleotide messenger RNA. RefSeq lists its product as hypothetical. Gene Ontology annotation, biological process: vesicle fusion; endoplasmic reticulum to Golgi vesicle-mediated transport; intracellular protein transport. Bases 48 to 1268 code for a protein of 406 amino acids. The transcript is spliced from 9 exons. Gene Ontology annotation, molecular function: SNAP receptor activity; SNARE binding. Lineage: Eukaryota; Metazoa; Nematoda; Chromadorea; Rhabditida; Onchocercidae. Gene Ontology annotation, cellular component: Golgi membrane; endomembrane system; SNARE complex. The record is from RefSeq and is a predicted model, not a curated record.
AAUUUCAGGAAAGCGGUAGGUAUUGACGGGGGUGUGCGGAUUUAUUGAUGCGUGUAAAUGAAACGGAGUUGCCUUUGACGGUUACACGACGACGCGUCACAGCUUCUGGUAUUGGUGUGAAUCCGAACGUGAAUCAUAUUCCUUCAGAAGGCGUUGUUAAAUCAAAAACCAGUCCGUUCUCAUCGUUUGCAAAUCUUUCUGCGUCAUUGUGGUCUUCUGCGCAGCACACCUUCUCUGGUACCACCUGUGACACCUCUCCAUUCCUUGAUUAUCUGGGAAACACUUCGGGAAGCUCAAAGUGUGGGCAAAGUUCAUCGAUUAAUUUUAUUAAAGCGACUGAAGAAAUGCCGUCGCGUGAUCGUACUGGCGAGUUUCGUACUACAGCGAAGUCAUAUCAGAUGAAAAUGUAUGGAGUCAGUGGCUAUACACCAAGAGAGCCAAGAAUACAGCAAUCAGUACAGUUCGCACAACUUGCAAAGCGUAUUGGGCGUGAUUUAAGUUUAACAUGUGCAAAAAUGGAGAAGUUAACUGAAUUAGCUAAACGGCGGUCUUUAUUCGACGACCGCAUGAUAGAAGUGGAAGAAUUAUCGCAAAUGAUAAAACAUGAUAUAACAGGAUUAAAUAAGCAGAUAGCAGUGUUGCAAGAAUUUUCGAAAAAUAACGGUAAUUUCAACAAAAAGGAUCAAGGACGUGGGCAUUCACAGUUGAUUGUUGUUGGGCUCCAAUCAAAGCUGGCAGGUGUCAGCAAGGAUUUCCAGAAUGUAUUGGAAUUAAGAACCGAGAAUAUGAAACAGCAAAAAUCGCGUCGUGAAAAAUUCAGUCAAAGUCAACCUGUGCCGUCAGGUUUACCGCCUUCUGUCAGUUCCGGAAACUUAGGUUCAAUUUUAUUGCAAGAUGAAAUGAAUGCUUCGUCAUCAGUAGCAAUUGAUAUAAAUACGUUAGAGCAACAAAGGUUGCAACAACAGGUUUCACUAAUUAAUGAACAGGACGCAUAUUUUCAAGCUCGUUCAAGUACAAUGGAAAAUAUUGAAAGCAGCAUAUCAGAGUUGGGUCAGAUUUUUCGUCAGCUCGCUUCACUAGUUACUGAGCAAGGUGAAAUGAUUACUCGAAUUGAUUCGAACGUUGAAGAAACAUCAUUAAAUAUUGAAGCUGCUCAUACGGAGCUGGUCAAAUAUUUCCAUUCAAUAUCGCAAAAUCGUUGGCUGAUUAUCAAAGUUUUUGGUGUACUUUUCUUCUUCUUUGUGAUAUUUAUCGUUUUUCUUAGUUAGUGCUACUGCUAUUAUCAAUUUUUGUACUCUUUUCACAGCGAUUUUCAUGGAAAUUUCUGUUAACUUGGGGAGAUUUUGAGGAUUCAUAAUUUUUACUGGGAACUAUCUUUUUAGUCGUUUCCAGAACUCAUUUAUUAGUCACUUUCCAUCAUUUCUUACUUUCUUCCAUAUUCCAUAUCAUGCCAUAUAAUGUUCUGCGUGGUGGCAGC